This is a messenger RNA of Lycium ferocissimum, 1153 nucleotides long. RefSeq names its product ribosome biogenesis protein BRX1 homolog 1-like. The record is from RefSeq and is a predicted model, not a curated record. The transcript has 8 exons. Bases 32 to 985 code for a protein of 317 amino acids. Gene Ontology annotation, cellular component: nucleolus. Gene Ontology annotation, biological process: ribosomal large subunit assembly; rRNA processing. NCBI's taxonomy places the organism in Eukaryota, Viridiplantae, Streptophyta, Magnoliopsida, Solanales, Solanaceae. Gene Ontology annotation, molecular function: rRNA binding.
CUUACUGAAGCAAAAACCUUCAAAAUUUUCAAUGGGAAAGAAGAGAAAACACACUGAAACAGAGGCUGUAGCCAAUGGAAACAAAGAUGAAAUUGCAACAGAAAGGCCUAAAAGAACUCUUUUAGGUUUUAAAGAUGGCUCUAAUACUGAGGAAAACAAAGACAGUUCAUCAGUUGUUACUUUUAGAAAUAAAGAGAAAGUAUUGGUUACCUGCUCUCGUCGUAUUAGCUACAGGUAUCGGCAUUUAAUGUUGAACUUGGUGUCACUUUUGCCCCACUGUAAGAAAGAUAACAAGGUGGAGUCCAAAGAUGCAAAAGGUGAAACCUUGAAUGAGCUAGUUGAGUUGAAGAGCUGUUCAUCUUGUUUGUUCUUUGAGUGUCGGAAGGGAAAAGACCUCUAUCUAUGGAUGUCCAAAUGCCCCAAUGGUCCAUCUGUGAAGUUUUUAGUCAAUGCAGUGCACACAAUGGAAGAGUUAAAACUUACUGGAAAUCACUUGAAGGGUUCACGUCCUAUUUUGACUUUCUCAAGCAAUUUUGAUAAGCAACCUCACUGGAAGCUUUUGAAAGAAAUGUUCAUGCAGAUUUUUGGAACCCCAAAGGAUCACCGGAAAUCUAAACCUUUCUAUGAUCAUGUAUUUGUGUUUUCAAUUCUAGAUGACCAUGUGUGGUUCCGUAAUUACCAGAUAUCAUGUCCACAUACUGGAACAACACAGAAAAUAGACCGUGGGGACCUGGAAAAGAUGACACUUGUUGAGGUUGGUCCAAGGUUUUGCUUGAACCCAAUUAAGAUCUUUGGUGGUAGCUUUGGUGGCCCUACGCUUUAUGAGAACCCAUUUUACGUUGCACCAAAUCAGAUCCGAUCACUAGAGAAGAAACAGAAGGCUGGCAAAUAUGCCAAGAAAGUCAAAGCAAAGACCAGGAGGAAAAUGCAUCAGUUGUCUAAUCCGCUGGAGGUGGAUGAAUUUGCAGAUAUGUGGAAGGAGUGACAAAUGGUUGGCAAACACGAGGUGUACCCCGGGAGGAUGAAUGCUAAUUUACCUCCCUUAAGUUUUGUAUUGCUAGAAUUAUGAUCCCUUUUAAACAUUUGAAGUAAACCAUAUUCUUGAUUUUCUGCCUAGUUAGAAUGAAUUAUAUGCAAAAUUAUUUUCUGCGUA